Messenger RNA from Periconia digitata, 1294 nucleotides. Lineage: Eukaryota; Fungi; Ascomycota; Dothideomycetes; Pleosporales; Periconiaceae. The record is from the annotation of a GenBank genome assembly.
AUGACUGACGUAGAGAAUGCGCUGUCCGUGGUAGGACGAGGAGAGCUGAGGCGCACCAUCGCGGCCACCAAAGAUCCCUACAUCAAUGCGAUUCCGAAAGUUGAGCUCCAUGUUCACAUAGAAGGAAUUAUCAGCGCCGAUCUGAAAUGGAAGUUCUCGCAACGGAAUGGCCAACCAAUCAUCAACCCUCGGACAGGUCGAGCAUUCUCUUCCUUGGAAGAACUACGAGACUCUCACAACACCUUGAAACCGAGCAUUGGGAAUCGUAUGAACAAUAGCGAGGAGACUUUGUCAUUUUUUGAAGCCUAUUACGGUGGUUUUGAGGCGCUCAAAACUCAGCAAGACUACUAUGAUCUUGCUAUGGAUUAUUACGAACACGCCGCGGCCAUGAAUGUGCGAUAUGCCGAGAUUUUUUUCGAUCCGCAGGGUCAUACACGCUUUGGGGCGAGUUGGGAGACGAUGAUGCAGGGUUUCCGAGAAGCGCAGCAAAAGGCUGAACAGGCCCUCCACGUAAGAUCUGGAUGGAUCAUGUGCUUCCUCCGCGAUGAAUCGCCAGAGUCCGCGAUGGAACAUUAUAAUGCAGCAUUGCAAUAUCGCGAUAUGAUAGUGGGUAUUGGUCUUGACUCGAAUGAAGUUGAUAGACCGCCAUCUUUGUUUGAAGAGGUAUUUCUGCGGGCUAGAAAAGAUGGCUUUCGUCUUACAGCACACUGUGAUGUUGGCAAGCCGUAUCCUCUGGAGCACAUCCAUCAAGUUGUCUCAACUAUGGCGGGUGGGGGUACGGACAGAAUUGACCACGGGCUCAACGCGGCUGGAGAUCCGGAUCUCGUCAAUCUAAUCAAAGAGAAGGAUCUUGGAAUGACGAUCUGCCCUUGGUCGUAUAUUCGCCAUCAACCACUGGAUGAAGUGUUUGAACGAAUUCGCGCUCUUUUCGACGCCGGAAUCCGAAUCACUAUUGCGAGUGAUGAUCCCGCAUUUAUGGAGGACACAUGGGUGCAGGAAAACCUUCUCGUGGCGAAGAAAUACUGCAACUUCACGAACUCGGAGAUACAAAGAUUGGCACAGAAUGCGAUAAACGAGUCCUGGGUUUCGGAGGAUGUAAAAAACCGGUUGCUGCGAGAACUAUACGAUGUCGAUCUAGAGACAUAGACAAAGGUUUUGAGGGGCCGCUAUCUGCCGCUGAAAUUUCAAUUCUAAAUGAAGGAAUUGUGCCACACCCCGGAAGGCUAGUUACAGACAAGUUUGUUAAGUUUUUUUUUUCUCAAUCAGAAGGUGAAGUGUUUCCUACACUUAACAU